Molecule: messenger RNA, 2158 nt
Organism: Salvelinus fontinalis (brook trout)
Lineage: Eukaryota; Metazoa; Chordata; Actinopteri; Salmoniformes; Salmonidae
Gene: meox2b
Product: mesenchyme homeobox 2b
Exons: 3
Coding region: 471-1400 (309 amino acids)
Biological process (GO): positive regulation of transcription by RNA polymerase II
Cellular component (GO): nucleus
Molecular function (GO): RNA polymerase II cis-regulatory region sequence-specific DNA binding; DNA-binding transcription factor activity, RNA polymerase II-specific
Source: RefSeq, a predicted model, not a curated record
CUCUCUCCCAACUUCCCUGGAACCACUCUGGCCUCAACCGUCUCUCCUCCGUCUCUCUUCUCCGUCUACCGUCUCCCUGUGUCCUGACACCCGAGCUCCAGCUCAGCAGAAUCAGUGUUUACCCGCGCUGUGCCUGGCAACAGGCUGCAUGCUCGGGAUUACCGGAGGCCCUUCCUUUCAACGCUGCGAUCUCUGCCUUCCUUUAGCCUCCUCCGAUCGUUUUCCCUGGGAACUAACAGGGAGCGCACGGAGGUGAGAGGUGAGAGAGCCGUGGAGGAGAGCCCUGAUUUGAGGCUCUGCGUCCGCCCACCUCCCUCAACUGGCUUCAGUCUGCUCUACUCUCUGUCCUGCAACAUCUCUGUCUUGUGAUCUCAAUUAGUCACUCUAGUCGUUCCUGGAAGUUUUUGUGGUUGUGUGUUUGGUGGACUUAGGGGUGUUUGUCUUUUGGGUGGAUCUUGUGGAUCACUGUGAUGGAUCACUCCCUGUUUGGGUGCCUCCGUAGCCCCCACGCCCCGGCCCAGGGUCUGCACCCCCACCCUGCCUUUAGCCAGUCCCCGCUGGCGCUGCAUGGACGCUCUGACCACAUAUCCUACCCUGACCUGCCCGGCUCCUCACCGCCCUGCGGGGGGUACCCUGGCCCCGGGGAGGAGGGCGUGUACGGAGGGCAGCAACACCACCAUCGUGGAGGACACCCGCAUCAGCACCAGCAGCACCCCCACCACCCACAGCACCAGACCCACCAGACCCCCUGGCACGUUCCACAGAUGCCCUCAACCAACACUAGACAUGGCCUCUGCCUGCCUCUCCCAGACAGCCAAGUCUCAGAACGGUGUGGUGGGGGUACCCCAAAUCUGUGUGGCUCCAACACCAACCCCAGUCUGGGAGGUAGUAGUGACCCCACAGGUGUAUCCUGUGUCUCUGGGGACUUUGGACGACAGACGAUGUCCCCGGACGAGACUGAACAGAGACGGAACAGUAAAGGGAAAGACGAUUUGCACAGCUCAGAUUCCCAGGACGGGAGCUAUAAGUCUGACGUGAACAGCAAGCCCAGGAAGGAGAGGACGGCGUUCACCAAGGAACAGAUCCGGGAACUGGAGUCAGAGUUUGCGCACCACAACUACCUGACGAGACUGAGGCGAUACGAGAUAGCAGUCAACCUCGACCUCACAGAAAGACAAGUAAAGGUGUGGUUCCAGAACAGAAGGAUGAAGUGGAAACGUGUUAAAGGAGGUCAACAGGGGGCAGCGGCCCGAGAGAAAGAACUGGUCAACGUGAAGAAGGGAACUCUGUUACCCUCAGAGUACUCUGGUAUGGUGGGAGGACUACACCACUCCACUGGUUCCCCUGGUAACGAGGACAGUCACGACAGUGACCAGAGCUCAGAGCACGCUCACUUAUGACCCUGACCUGCCACAUAUGCCACGCAGAGGUCAAAGGUUAAGUUUGCGGCCAUUUGAACAAACGUCUAAAAAUGCAGUGAGCUGAUGAGAUCAUGUUGCAUUUACAGGUACAGCAUUACAUACAGUAUGUUGAGAUUAGACUCAGAACUCAGAAAGAACACCUAGGCUUAUGUACUCAAUAUGCUCUUAGGAGUGGAAUGAACACCUAGGCCUUUUCUCUCAGGAACCAGCAACAAACAGGUUUUCUGACUGAAGGUGUUUGUUGAUUGGCAAAGGAGUGAAGGAAGAAAGAAGUCAAGGUAAGCAAGAAGAAGAAGGAAUGGAAGGAGCAUAGAAUUAACAACUGGAUGUGUGAAAUAAAACAACAAAUGAUAUGCUUGUGAGCAAAGCCUCAAGCUCAUAAGACUGUAAAUUGGGAAUAAAAUUGUAUAUUAUUGUGAACAUUCCACACGUGCCUUGAUAGAAUGGCUUGGAUUUUUGAACUGUCAAAGAUAAAAUUCUACUGUAUUUACUCAGUUUGGAAUACAAAAAUCAUGCAAUUAGCUUUAAGUAAACAUAUGGAAUUUAAUUGAAUAGUAGGCUAUUACCGUGAGUUCUACUAUGCUGAUUUACUUACAACAUAACUGAAUGAUGCAUAUUAGUAAACAUCUCCAUUGGUUUUACAUUUUGCUUCCGCUAAGAGUCUUAAAAGUUGAAUUUUUUUGUGAAAAGUUUAUACUUUUAUUACAUAGAAAUCUGGGACAAAAUGGUUUCUUAAG